AUGUCUGUCCUGAAGCAAAAGGCUGGGAGACUGUCCCCUUUAAAACUUCUCAAGGAGGUGUUUAAUUGGUACCCAUCAUCCUAUCCUGCUGAGGAGAGAAAAUUAUUGUUCAAGUUGGACUUGUCAAUUCUGAUCUUUGCUUGUCUCUGCUUCUUUGUCAAGUACCUUGACCAGACAAACAUUAGCAAUGCAUAUGUUAGUGGACUGAAAGAAGACUUCGGCCUGUACGGCAAUGAGCUCAACUACUUCAAUGUCUGCUACUUUACAUCAUAUGUGCUAUUCCAAAUCCCCGGAUUACUACUCAUGUCCCGCCCAAAAUUAGCUCGAUGGUUGUUGCCUACCCUCGAAGUCCUCUGGGGCAUCUGCACAUUUGCUCAGAGCCGUGUGACAAACGUACACCAGCUCUAUGCCCUUCGUUUCUUAGUUGGAAUGCUAGAAGCGCCUGUCUUUGCUGGAACUCAUUUCAUUCUUGGCUCAUGGUACACGGGCCCCGAACUCUUCAAACGAGCUGGAACAUGGUUUAUCUGCAACCCGCUCGGUACAAUGGUCAGUGGAUACCUUCAGGCAGCUGCUUAUACCAACCUCUCUGGUGUUGGUGGUAUGCCAGGGUGGAGGUGGCUGUUUAUCAUCGACGGUAUAUUUACCAUCCCCGUGGCCUUGAUCGGAUUCUUUAUCUUCCCCGGUAUCCCUGGAUCACCCAAACCAUUCUAUAUGACGGACCGUGAUGUUGCACUGACCAAGGAAAGAACUACGAGGGCCAAAAUCCGCCAACCUGGCAAGAUGAGUCUCGAUGUCUUUAAGAGGACUUUUAAGAGAUGGCACAUCUGGGUGUUUAUCAUUUGCUACGCAUGCAUGAUCAUCUGCUCCUACCCAAGCAGCUAUAUGAGCCUAUGGCUCAAAGAAGAGGGAUACUCUGUGACUCAAAUCAACCAGCUUCCGACUGCCACUUAUGCGGUUAAUAUCGUGGCUUCCUGGCUAGGAACGACAUUAGCUGCAAUUUAUCCCGAAUGGAUUAUUUAUACCAUUGCAUCGGCAUGCUGCCUAUUCUCAACAUUAUGCAUGAUAAUUUGGAACAUUCCUACAGGGUUGAAAUUCGUUGCCUGGUAUGUUUUCGGAAUGGCUGGAUGCUUGAGUCCAAUCCUCUACUCCACCAUCAAUAUAAUAGUGAGAGACGAUGCCGAGGAGCGCGCUCUCAUCAUGGGCGCCAUGAUGACAUUUGGCUAUUCUUUCAACAUAUGGGUUCCUUUGCUGGCAUACCCAACCGCCAGCCCUGACGGUGCGCCAAGAUGGCGGAAAGGAUGGCCAAUAUCAUUCGUCUUUUUCUUCCUGCUAUGGGCUGGCUUUGUGGCUUCUGUUUAUAUAUGGCGAAGGGAGCAACGGAGGGAGGCUUUAGCGUCCCCUCAGGAAAGUAGUGACGAGGAAACGGACACUGUGAUAGUUAAUGGGACCCCGGCAUUGAAGAACUGA
This is a messenger RNA of Penicillium verrucosum, 1467 nucleotides long. RefSeq lists its product as uncharacterized. The transcript has 10 exons. The coding region runs from base 1 to 1467 and encodes 488 amino acids. The record is from RefSeq and is a predicted model, not a curated record. Gene Ontology annotation, molecular function: transmembrane transporter activity. NCBI's taxonomy places the organism in Eukaryota, Fungi, Ascomycota, Eurotiomycetes, Eurotiales, Aspergillaceae. Gene Ontology annotation, biological process: transmembrane transport. Gene Ontology annotation, cellular component: membrane.